This is a messenger RNA of Caenorhabditis bovis, 1224 nucleotides long. The record is from the annotation of a GenBank genome assembly. Lineage: Eukaryota; Metazoa; Nematoda; Chromadorea; Rhabditida; Rhabditidae.
AUGCGAACCCAUCAUGCGAAUUCGGUGGCGCCGCGUGAAAUCGCCAUCACACACGAGCAAUUUUUGUCGCCGAUCACGUCGCGAUCGGAGCGAUUCGCGAUAUGCGAGAAAUGUGUUGCCGAGCACGAGACGCUUCGUCGUCGUGCGAGCUCAGCAGAAGAGUUGACCGAAAGCGCGCUUCGCAGCGCGUUGGAUAGUCUCAACACGAGUGUGCGAUAUGUGAAAGACUGGGAUAUUGACGAGGAGUCGUCGCCGCAUUCAGUGUACGCUUCGCAUGUCACCGAAAUCGUAGAGAUUGACGAUGCUGCUGAGAUUCAGAACGAGCCGUCGGCGUCGGUGCGAGCUGAAGAAAAAGAAGAAGAAGAAGAAAAAACAAAUAACGCGGUGGUUCCGAAAAUUUACGACCCCGAUAAUUAUAAGCGAGAGAUUGAUGAUGAGCCUAGGACGGCGAACUUUGUUCUAUCGGGUGAUGGGCAAUUCAAGCAUCAGCCGAUAAUAAGCCCUAGUGGGGUGAUUCGGGUGGUCGGUGGGAGCCCGCCACUUGUGAGAUCGCGACCGCCCGUGAAACGCCGUCACUCUUCAUGCGCCACAUUGACCUUCUACGAAGAGGAUCGGCCUAAAUGGUACCUUGGCGACGCUGCAGUAGACGAACCCGACGAGCCAGUGGUACUAGGCGAAGAGGUCAAGCCGGUAGUGCGAAUUGUUGAGGACACUGAACCGGAAAACUUUGUCUCGAUUCUAUGCCUUCCGCUCAAAAAGCUGCUGAAAAUGUGCAGACGCGCAGAAGAGCUCGGUGAAGCCGGUGAUAGUGUUGCUGAGGUGAAACGAACAUCGUCGGGCGGUCGUGGACGAUUGGCGCGACGAAUGACAAUCGAAGAAGAGCACGCCGGCGAUUAUUUCAAUGAGUUUUCUGCCAAAACGGGAGCGUUCGCUGCACGACCGACUAUCGCUGACGAGACUCGCGAGCCCGAGUCCGAGCCGCACGAGUUCGUUGUCGUCGAGCCGAAGAAGAAGCCCGACGUGAAGCCGCCGCUUCAUUCGGUUGCCGGUUGUUUGACAUCGUCAAAAUCGUCGUUUCGCGAACUAUUCGCGUACGGAAUUCCCGGACAAGCCGAUCCGAAAGCGGAAAGCAAUUGGGAGGACGCCGACGCGCCGAAAAUGUUGAGAAACUCGACCGACGACGCUUUUCAGCAGGAGCUUGAAGCUUCUGCUUACGACAAGUAA